AUGUGCAAAAGAUAUAUAGGUUUUGCAUUUGCAAAACUUGGAUGUUUAAAUUUUGGCAUACAAAUUGAAGGUUUUCGAGCAUUUCAAUAUUUUGUAUACACAUUAUUUUUGAUUAUUUUGGGUAGUUUUGAUUUUCCAGCACUUCAACAAGCUCAUCGUGCACUUGGUCCCAUAUUCUUUUUAACAUACUUUCGGUCAACAAUAUGCAUUUUGUCGUGCUUUUAUCUUAAUAUUCCGAAUCGACAAGAUCUAACUGUAUUUACAGAAAAAUUUCAAGAUUAUGUUUUUGCUGAUAAUAAUGAUAGAGCUCGUCGAGUUACACCGGAAACUCUUCCGGAAUCCUGUGGAAUGCACCACAGGCGAAUCGCCGAAACAGAAAGUCAACCACCAAAUAUACCAGCAACACCACCAAAUUCCAAUGCAUCUUCAUCACCAAAUUCAAACAAUAACAAUUCUAUGCAAUUAAUAACUAAAGAAUUGAAAGAAUUAAAUAAAAAGAUGGAUACAAUGAUCACAAUGAGUGAAAAAAUGAUUACUAUGACCAACAAACUUUUCUACAUACAAAUAGGAAUGCUCAGUCUUCUUGUUGUUACAAUACCAACGGCAGCACUUUAUAUGUAG
Messenger RNA from Adineta steineri, 621 nucleotides. The record is from the annotation of a GenBank genome assembly. Lineage: Eukaryota; Metazoa; Rotifera; Eurotatoria; Adinetida; Adinetidae.